Molecule: messenger RNA, 469 nt
Organism: Aspergillus saccharolyticus JOP 1030-1
Lineage: Eukaryota; Fungi; Ascomycota; Eurotiomycetes; Eurotiales; Aspergillaceae
Exons: 1
Coding region: 130-375 (81 amino acids)
Source: RefSeq, a predicted model, not a curated record
UCGCAUUCAACACUUUACACCAAUAGUAAUUUCCUGAUGGUCUGAUCAUCAUGUGACUCAACCCUUCUGUAUACACAGUGCUGUCACUGGCACCGCACUUACUUCACAUCAGCGCGUCUCAAGCAAAUCAUGCCGGGCAUUCCACGACCUCACAUCAAACCCCGCAUCCUAGCAUGGUCUACUAGAAUCUUACCAGAAGAUGUUCAUCUAUCGCGGCAGACGCGCUCAAUAGAUAAUCCGUCCGACAACACAAGCAGUCUCUACUUCCACUACCCAUCCGGCCGCUGGCUCAUCAACGAAGCCCACCAACCCGAAACGUACUAUACUAACUUCAACGUUCCCUCACUGCAGCGCACUACCAGCCGACUGAUGUAAAGCCGAUAUAUACACUAUCUGAGGGGCAUUUCAAAAGGUGUUCUCUUUAUAAAUAGAGAAUAAUAAGGAACAGGAAACAUUGGCAAGAAUUCUG